Molecule: messenger RNA, 804 nt
Organism: Penaeus vannamei (Pacific white shrimp)
Lineage: Eukaryota; Metazoa; Arthropoda; Malacostraca; Decapoda; Penaeidae
Source: RefSeq, a predicted model, not a curated record
AUGGCUGAUUACGGGUUCACGGGGGAGCCAAUAGUUCAUAAGCAUAAGACGGAUCAAUACUGUGCACUGCGAGAACAACUGCGAGCAACGACGACGUAUGGGGCUACGACGCUACGGGGCUACGACCUACGGGGCUACGCCUACGGGGCUACGACUACGGGGGACGGGGCUACGGACCUACGGGGCUACGACCGGGGCUACGGGGCUACGACUACGGGGCUAACCGGGGCUACGACGGGGCUACGACCUACGGGGGCUACGACCUACGGGGCUACGACCUACGGGGCUACGACCUACGGGGCUACGAACCUACGGGGCUACGACCUACGGGGUACGACCUACGCUACGGGCUACGACCUACGGGGACUACGGGGCUUACGACCUAUACGGGGCUACGACCUACGGCUACGACCUACGGGGCUACGACCUACGGGGCUACGACUACGGGGCUACGACUACGGGGCUAACGACCUACGGGGCUACGACCUUACGGGGCUACGACCUACGGGGCUACGACGGGGCUCGACCUACGGGGCUACGACCUACUACGACCUACGGGCUACGACUACGGGGCUACGACCUACGGGCUACGACCUACGGGGCUACCUACGACGGGGCUACGACCUACGGGGCUUACGACCUACCCGGGGCUACGACCGUACGGGGCUACGACCUACGGGGCUACGACCUACGGGGCCUACGACCUACGGGGCUAGACCUACGGGGCCUACGACCUACGGGGCACGACCUACGGGGCUACGACCUACGGGGCUACGACCUACGGGGCUACGACCUACGGGCUAA